AUAAACCCGGUAAGGGCAACGACUGUUUCAGUUCAUCCCGUUAACAGUGAUUUACAGUGAGAACAGAUUUCCAGCCAGCCCCGGGUCGAGGUGGGCUCACUCGCUGAACUACCGAACAGGUGGUUCAUACAGUGGUGCACAGCGGUGGGGAUAUUUUUGAGUGCUGCCCAGACCCCUCUACAAGACCUCGAGUGUGUGCAUUUGUGUGCGUCGCGAGUGUAGCUCCGUCGCCACGCUCUCCACAGUGUCUCCGCUGGGACUCUGUUGUGACGCCGGCCUCUGUCACCUGCCGGCACACAACCUUCGCCGUCGGAAGUCGCCGAGAACAGGACUACAGCCUAUCAGCAGCUCAACCCGGAGGGCGAUCCUCCGAACUGCCCGCUCGAUGGUGAGGUCCAAGCACGCCAAGGGGUCGGGUGCCCUUUCUCCAACACAGGAGUCACCACAGGAAGGGACCUGUGCUGCACCCGCCCUGCUGCUCAUCACCGACUCUGAACCAUCAGCGACAGGCCAGUCAGGACGUCCGGAGGAGGCUUCAGGAAGUAUGUCGUCUCACGCCGAGCUGUCGGCUCUGUUACGGGAUGCCUUUUCGCGGAUCGCCGAGCUUGAGACAGGUUCGUUCCACCAGGCAUCCGCAGGCCUCUCAGCAAGCUCGUCCUAGUGGGAACGAUGCAGCAUCACCAGCUACGCCACGACCUCCUGUGAUUACACAGUGCACUAGUCUCCACGCCCCAUUUGCAAGACCUUGCACGGCCCUCAGUUACAGGUGCCUCUCUACCUCAAGUGCCUCCAUCCCAGCCUUUCCUGCAACAGCCGACACCUCUUGCACCACUAUACCUUGCCCCCGCCACCAACCAAUCGGCCCUGUCGCAACACCGCCUUUUCCCAGCGGCCGUGAUGAGAUUCCGCUCUUCUACGGAGAGACUCCUGCAUCCUUGGGUCUGCAGCGGAAUCGGGAGGUGGAAUCCUGGAUUGCCAGCAUCGAGCUUCUGACACAUCCAGCUACAGAUGACACCUUCAUCCGGAUGGCCCGUGGAAGGUCGCGUGGAUACGCCCAGACGCUUCUUGGCCCGCUCUUUGAGGGUGUGACGCUGUGGACCGAUUUCAAGGCAAAGCUGCGGAAGUUUCGUGGGGCAAGCACAGGCCAGCAUUUCUUUCAGAUGUUGGCCCAGACUCGGAUGGCACCAGGGCAGUCUCCACUGGAUUUCUACCAGGCGGUGGAGAUGGCUGUAAUCCAGGGGAGCCGGGAUUAUCCACAUGACAUCGGUUCGAAGGACACCUGCGUCCACACCUCUCCAACCACAGCAGGUGAGCGAACCUUGUCAACCUGCAGCACCCACCCAGUUCAGAGCAUCUCCUUACCAUGGUAAUACUCGCCGUCCCCGUUGGUGCCAGUUCCACCGU
This is a messenger RNA of Penaeus vannamei (Pacific white shrimp), 1404 nucleotides long. NCBI's taxonomy places the organism in Eukaryota, Metazoa, Arthropoda, Malacostraca, Decapoda, Penaeidae. The record is from RefSeq and is a predicted model, not a curated record.